Messenger RNA from Cooperia oncophora, 417 nucleotides. The record is from the annotation of a GenBank genome assembly. Lineage: Eukaryota; Metazoa; Nematoda; Chromadorea; Rhabditida; Trichostrongylidae.
AUGACCGACACCUUGUCUAGUAUGAUAGAGGAGUUCAAGCGUUGUACGAAUAAUCUAGCGUUGCCUGGUCAGAAGAAGCGACUUCAGAACAUCCAUGUGGACAUGGUUAUUGCAAUAGAAGAACAAUGCUUGAAGGAUGGAUACUCGGUUCAUGAGAAAGCUCGUGUAGCACAUUCACUUCGCGGAUUACUGCGGCAUUCAGAAGAAUUCUUUGUAUGCCACGUUGCAUCAAACGACGAGAUGAGCACAAGAAUGGCGCACCAAACUUGGCAUUCUUGGCGAAGUCUGGUGGAACAUUUCGCAAACAACACGGCUCCCACAACUGCUUUCAACAAGACUACACCUUCACCUGUAGCUGCGCCCACUCACAAACAAAGCUACAAGUUCAACAACAACGCCGGUACCCACUCCAAGUAA